Mugil cephalus (flathead mullet) is the source of this 809-nucleotide messenger RNA. RefSeq names its product phospholipase A2-like. The transcript is spliced from 4 exons. The coding region runs from base 84 to 563 and encodes 159 amino acids. NCBI's taxonomy places the organism in Eukaryota, Metazoa, Chordata, Actinopteri, Mugiliformes, Mugilidae. The record is from RefSeq and is a predicted model, not a curated record. Gene Ontology annotation, biological process: phospholipid metabolic process; lipid catabolic process; arachidonate secretion. Gene Ontology annotation, molecular function: phospholipid binding; calcium ion binding.
GGUUCCUUAUUUGAAGAUCCCACCCCUUGUUUUCCACUUAUCUCGCAGUUUUCCCACCCUGCCGACCACAUAAAAGACGACUGAUGACUUGGAGGUUGCUUCAGACGGCAACCAUGAAUCAAACAGCUCAUCUGCUGCUGCUGCUGCUGCUCCCUGCGUGUUUGGUCUGCUCUCGGCUCCCCAAGGCCUUAUGGCAGUUUGGGAACAUGAUCCAGUGCGCCCAGCCCGGCACCAACCCUCUGGCCUACAACGACUACGGCUGCUGGUGCGGCUUCGGCGGCGGCGGAACACCUCUAGAUGAACUGGACAUGUGCUGUCAAGUUCACGAUCAGUGCUAUGCAGCGAGCAGAAGGGUUCCUGGAUGCACGGCUCUUGAGGACCUUCCUUAUAUUAUUGUUUAUGAUUUUACCUGCUCAAACCAGGAGGUCACCUGCUCAGCGACCAACAAUAAGUGCCAGGCUGCCGUGUGCGAGUGCGAUCGCAUAGCGGCUCACUGCUUCGCUCAGAAAACGUACAACCCCGCCAACAAGAACGUGGACAAAGACGUCCGAUGUGUCAACUGAGCUGUGAAGGAAAUCAAAAGAAAAAAACACGCAGGAGAACGUUGGACUGAAACGGGGAACUGAGACUGAACUUAUCAACAUCUCUGUGCCCAUGUGUUUGCUCACGUAUGGAAAGCUUAUGUAACACAGGCUGCAGCUGCGCUCAACUCUAGAAAGUCCAACUUUUGAAGUCACAGAAAUUCUGAGUAAUUGUUUUUGUUUUGUUUUUUUAAUAAAUUAAAGUAUUAUCUGGUUAAAUAAUCACUA